AUGGCCUCUCACAGCACAGGCUCCAGCUGGGGCUUCCCGGACGAUAUACCAGGUGGCUGGAGCCAGGAUGACAUCGAUGCGCAGCUCCACCACGAGAGUCCACCCAAGAACGAACCCAAGACUGAGCCAGGCAUCAAGACCGAACCAACUUCGGACGAGCACGGACAGCCAAUUGGUACUCAUCCACCCCAACAGCAGCAGCGAAGACACUACUCCCCCCGCACCUGCCGCAUCUGCCUCGACACCAUCCUCCCCACCUUCCACAACAACGAAGACGGCACAGCCGCCUCCCUCCUGCCCGAAGCCAUGCGACCCGCCCCCCGCGUGACCUACGAGUCCCCCUUUGGAGAUGGCGGCCGCCUGAUCCGCCCCUGCAAAUGCAAAGGCAGUCAGAAAUACGUCCACGAGGAAUGUCUCGGUGCUUGGCGGAGACAGGAUCCCCUGCAGAAGAGGAAUUUCUGGCAGUGUCCCACUUGUCGGUAUAAAUACCAUCUGCAGCGUCUGACGUGGGGACGGUGGUUGAGUAGUACUGCCUCUCAAAUCGCGCUCACACUUCUAAUAUUCGUGACGGCUAUGUUUUUACUUGGCUUCGUGGCGGAUCCGAUCAUAAAUCUCUACCUUGACCCCGUAGAGACAAUCACGACCGCUGGUGGGCCGACGGGGAGUCUAAUCUACGACGACGAACCGGCUUCGUGGAUCGAACAUUUCAUCAAGGGUCUCGCUUCCCUAGGCCUACUGGGUUUCGCCAAGUUCCUACUCACGUUAUCACCAUGGCAUUGGUUUAACAUGAGGAAUACGGGACUGGGGCUGGGCGGGAGGAAUAGCGGGAUGGGGAAUAAUGGCCGCGAUCGCUUGCAGGGUCUGAGCUGGAUCGCGAUUGUGAUUGGGGUUGUUACCGUCAUGUUUGCGGUUUGGAAGGGGGUGCGGUUGUGGUCGCGACGGAUGUUGGAGAGGGCGGGGGAGAGGGUGAUGGAUGUUCCGGGAACGGGAGAAGAUGAUGGUGAUGAUGAUGAUUGA
Recurvomyces mirabilis is the source of this 1017-nucleotide messenger RNA. RefSeq lists its product as uncharacterized. Gene Ontology annotation, molecular function: zinc ion binding. The transcript has a single exon. The record is from RefSeq and is a predicted model, not a curated record. Bases 1 to 1017 code for a protein of 338 amino acids. Lineage: Eukaryota; Fungi; Ascomycota; Dothideomycetes; Mycosphaerellales; Teratosphaeriaceae.